UACAAGAGCCUGGAAGCGUACAAAUACUUCACAGCUGGGUUAGUUGGAAACCUUCUGAUUGGUGGUGUUGAUGUGGCCGUGGGAUCUUCAAAGACAAAAGGUCGCCAUUAUGUCAUGACGGCUUCCGUUGGACAUUCUCAGAAACAAAAUGAAGCUUCAUUGAAGGUAUGGGUGGCUGCAAAAGAUGAUGGAAACAUUGCACAUGUAUGGCCGGAAUGGGUGAAACCUGUUCCAACAUCACUGCUGUUCUAUUUGCAGUUGAAGCAGCUAUCAGAUCAAGAGUGAGGGCUUCUUGUACUGAUCUUCCAUGCAGAUGGUUGAAUCCAGGUUCCAAAACCCAAGUAAUAUGUGUUCCUGCAUCAGAUGUAGAUUUCUCAAGGCCCGACAUCAACUUCAAAGUUCCAACUCCAAAGUCAUCUGCCAAACCCCUACCGCCACCUUCUUCACAUGCCAGAGACGAAUUCUACAAGGCAUUGUACAAUAGUGGUGUAAAAAUUACUGUGUUGUCAACUCUCCCACAGUAUAGUGCUGACUUCAUACCUAAGCUACAUUCAUUGCCGCCAUCUAUCAUGACUCACUACAACCCACAAAACUUGACUCUUAAUUACAAGCAGUUGGAGGAUAAAGCAGAGGAGGUGCUGUCAAGACUAAGCAUAACUGAUGAACAGGCUGCCGUACUUGAGCAAGCUACACGGAAACAAACCAAAUCGCCGAUUUGGUUCCAGCAGAGAGCAGGAAGGAUAACCGCAUCCAACAUUAAAGCAGCGGCACACACUAGCAUAAACAAACCAUCCGUUUCCCUAAUCAAACGAAUGUGCUACCCAGAUGCUUAUAAGUUUGAAACAUCAGCAACAAGAUGGGGAUGUGAUCAUGAGCGCACUGCAAGGGAAGCAUAUUUUAAAGUCACAGCAUCAAAGCAUUCAUCCUUCUCUAUCAAUGAUGCUGGGUUGUUCAUCAAUCCAGACACACCCUUCAUUGGAGCUACACCAGAUGGCCUUGUGCAUUGUGACUGCUGUGGUGAUGGUGUAUUGGAGGUUAAAUGUCCUUACAGUAAGAAGGAUGUCCCUAUGGAGACUGCUUGUGCUGACCCCUCAUUUUAUUUAUCCAUAUCUGACCAAGGUACUCAACUGAAGGAAAAUCUUCAGUAUUACUUUCAAAUUCAAACUCAACUCCAUUCAACCAAAAGGAAGUACUGUGAUUUUGUUGUGUGGACUCCAUCACAAAUACACAUACAAAGGAUAUAAUUUAAUGCAAAUUUCUUUAAAUGUAUACUGGAAAAGGUCUCUUCCUUUUAUAAAGUCUGUAUUUUGUUUGAAGUUAUUGGAAAGUGGUUUACACAAUCUAGGCCUUUAGCUGUGCAGGAUUUAAGUGCUACUUUUGGCAAUGAAGGGCAGCCCACAGUGUGGUGCUACUGCAGACGAGCAGAUUUGAAGGCACAAUUUGUCUCAUGUUAUUCUGAUAAAUGUCAAAUAAAACAGUUUCAUAUGAGCUGUGUUAAACUAAAAGUUGCUCCAAAGCGCAAGUGGUUCUGUAAAGAUUGUAGAAAGGAAGAGGAAUAAUUGUUUAUUAAGACAAAGAAAGCAAAUGAAGGCAAAAUUAGUGUUUUGUUUCAAGUCUUUGUACAUUUAUUUUUCAGCAAAAUUUAAUUUACCAUUUAGCAAAAAAUCUCACUUUUACUGACUGCUACCUGUGUAUGUUAAUUAGAGAAAAAUCUAAGACAUCUCAAUCAGAUUAGAGAAAGUGGUUCAGUAUCUGUUGUCAUACCUAGAAUAUUUAACAACUUGUUCAUAACCUGAAGAUGCACAAAAACCAUCCAAAAGACCACAGCACUUUUCUGAGGAUUCACACCAGUAUUAACUUUACAAACAACCAGUUUUCAGAUUUAAAAAACUGAACAACUUUGUUUCUCAAUUAUCACCAAAGCUACUAAUGUAUAUCAUGCCUUUAUAUUUUGUUAGACAGAAUCUUUUGUGCUUUGAAAUGGUUUGUGCUGUUAAGGGCACUGGACAUUGUUGGUAAUUACUCAAAAUAAUUAUUGAUUUGGUGGCAUAAAAACUAACUUGGC
Messenger RNA from Asterias rubens (European starfish), 2065 nucleotides. RefSeq lists its product as uncharacterized. The coding region runs from base 207 to 1244 and encodes 345 amino acids. NCBI's taxonomy places the organism in Eukaryota, Metazoa, Echinodermata, Asteroidea, Forcipulatida, Asteriidae. The record is from RefSeq and is a predicted model, not a curated record. The transcript is spliced from 4 exons.